CCCUGCUCACACUCUGUCUCUGUCUCUUAAAAAUAAAUAAACAUUAAAAAUUUUUAUUAAAAAAAUUAAAAAGGGGAUAACAGUUUUGAGAUUUGCUGUGAUUUAAUGUACAGAGAGAAGCACUUUUUCUUCUUCAGGGGAAAUUUGAUAGAAUUUAUAAAAAUAUGAGAAUUAAGUGAGUCCUGCAUCCACUGGGUGCAAAGGCAGUGGUCCCAGACUGACAACUGAUGUUAUCUGGGAGGUUAAACCCUGGUGGCUCUACUGAAGUUUCAAGUCUCUGCAGCCCCCUAGUGGCCACUGAUUGUAGCAGAAGAUUCAUAGUUCUCGACAAAUUACUCCAGUCAAUUGGACUUUGGACAAGAAUUAUGUAGAGAAUAAGGAAUGGAGUUGGGGAGUGAAAGGACCUACAUUUGAGUCUUUUAAACAUUUCAAAUAGAAAAUUAUUCUUCUAUCAGUGUGCACACCAGUGAAAGCUGAUGAAAAUGAAAACAUAUAUGGUCACAUACUAGGAAAGUAUCAACCAACAUAUCCUUUCCAAAUAUUAGCUCCCAUGCCCUUUCCUUCCUCUUCUCUUUCUCUUUCUCUUCCUCCCUCCCUUCCUCCCUUCCUCCCUUCCUCCCUUCCUCCCUUCUACCAAAGUACAAGCAUCCAUUCUAGUCCUUGGGCCAAAGCAUUCUUUGCCCUUAAACUUUUAAAGUCAGUGUACCCAGUUUGAGUUCCAGGGAGAAGCCAGUUACCUUGUUAAAUUAAGUGAGUUACCACACAUAGAGCAGGAAGCAAAUCAUUCCAAGGAUCAAUUUUCUUUUGUCAUUAGGUCUUUCAGUUGCCAAAGGCAAUGCAACAGGCCCUAAGGAACCCAGCCUGUGAGAGCAGAGGCCCUGUUUGGCUACCACCUCCUGUGAGUUAGUGGACACAUUACUGCAGCACUCUGCAGUUCAGCGAGGGAGAUUCAACUCCACUCUAUGCUCUGAUUCUAUGAGAAAGCUUCUCUGCUGUCAGGCUAUGAGCUCCUCAAGACAGGAUCUUGCCUUAUGUUUUGCUCUGACAGCACAAGGCAUGACAAUCAACCUUUGAGAAGAAGGAAUGGAGGGAUUUGUGUGAACUGAAGACUACAGUUCUGUCUCUGGUUCUAGUGAACCACUUGUUAUAAAUACAGCUAUUCUCUGAGUUCUGUAUUGGAAACUCUGGAGAGAUAAAGGGAAAAAGGUACUAGAGGUACAGUCCUUACUUCACAGAUGAAUAAAAAAUGUUCUUUGGUUCUGAACUCUUGCUCCCAAGGCUAUGAGCAAGUAUUCAGUCAUUAUUCCUUCCAGCUAAGUCACCCUUCAGAUCUUCUUGGCCUGUUAUUCAUGGAGAGAUAGGUAAAGCCGCAUGAAUAAGAGUACAAGAGUGAGGGCCUGGGACGCACGUAUGACUAUGUGACCAAAGGAAAAUCAAUUACCAUCUCUUCGACUCCGUUUUCUCAUCUCUAAAGCUGAAAUUUAAAAUAUUUACCUUGCAGAGACGAAAGGAGGUGACACAUGUUCAAGCACCGUUUUGAGAAAACACAGGGUAACUGACAAGUCUGAAAUGUAUUUGCUGCAGCUGAAGAACUCUUAAGCGAUCACCGUUACUCUCUACCUCCACGCCGCUAACUUUUCUCAUAUCGAUGGCAGAACUGUCAGGUUCCCAGGAAUGCGUUUAAAUAAUGGAAGGGUCACAGAAGAUUCUGUCUCGGGGCCUAUUACAAGCUGCUCUCCGUUUUGGCAAUGUCGUGCUGCCCCUCCUCCCACUCCUUUACCCCUCGCCUCCAGUUUUAUUUCCGGAACCAGCUUUUCUGAAGUCGGACCCGUUUUAAUCUUUUAAAUGCAUAAUUAGGGAGAGUGCUUGAUUGCAAAGGCCUCUUUCAGACCUCCCAUUUAUCCAAAACGCUCUCCUGUUCACAUAACAGAGAAAUAGGGCAGGGAAUCUGGAGGAAGGGGAGGAAGGAGGGGAGAGUGAUGGAGGGAGGGUGAGGCGGGCCCUGCGCUUUUCUCAAUGAAUGCCGAGGCCUCUGCAGAUUUGCAUAGGGGCCUAUCUCGCCACGCCAUUGGAUGGCGGGUGCGAGCGGGGCGGGGCGGGCCUUCGUGAGCCUGGCAGCAGCGCGGAGUUGGCCGUUCGAGCUCCGCCCCCGCCCCGGUCCCGCCCCCUCCCGGCUCGAGCUCGCGCCUCAGCCAGCUGCAAGUGGCGGGCGCCCAGGCAGAUGCGAUCCAGCGGCUCCGGGGGCGGCAGCGGAGGUAGCAGCUGGCACAUCCUGUCGCCGCUGUCCGGAGGGUCGCGCAGCACUGAAGCUCCUUCCGGCCGCCCUCUGCCCAGCCAACUGAAGCCAAGGGGGCUGCCAAUGGGUGAGGAGGGGGCAGCAAGAUUUCGGGCUCUUUUGCACAGAAUGCUUUCAUUCGGCUGCUGCCGCCGGGGCCGCUUCGGUGCCUGAGAACUCUGAGCAGACGAAACGCGGGAGGAGAGCAAGGACGCUGCAAACUUGCGCCGCGGCGCCCUGAGCCUCCACUUCACAUCGCGGGGGCUUGAUUCAAGCCCAGAAGUUCAGCGGGCAGUGCAGUCCGCAGACUUCCCGCUGCGGAGGGUUGCAGGAGGGUGCCCGACAAAGCAACCCCUUCCCCCGGUUUUUCCCUACACUGAGGAAGAGGAGCUCAGAAGCUCAAAGAAGCGCUGGGGAAGGGGCUAGAACAGCAGAACGCUCCGAACCAUCGUUCCCAGCUGGAAAGUUGCGGACGUAUUGGAGGCUGCUGGAGAGCGCGGACAGACCACAGCUCAAGCCUCGGAGGGCAGUAGAGGACUCCAUCGCCACCUCCCUUCAACCAUAGUAGUUUCUCUUGUUCUGGAGCGCAGUAAGCUACAGACGGGGGCGCGGCACGAGUCGUGGCGCGCCAGAGGCACAGGGUCCCAGCUGCUGAGCCCGAGGUGCUCAGGGUCUCUUGACACACCCCUGAGCCUCCAGCCCCAUUUUAUUGAGACUCCCGCUUGCCUCCUUGCAGUUGGAGGGAAGCUAGAGAAUCAAGUGGACGCCUAAUCCCCUAGAUAUCAGGUGGAAGGAACUGUUCAGGACCAAGGACUAUUCGGAGCCCCUUUUCAUUUGAGGGGAAGUGAAGGGCGAGGCUGGAUCCUGGAGAGUCGGGAGACUAGUAUAAACAACUCUUCUCUGGCGGAAUGGGAGCCUUAGGGCUCCUAGGGCUGCUGCUACUGCUGCUUUCAGCGGCAGCCUUGGGCUCCGGAACCGGAACCGGGACCGGGACUGGCACCGGCCAUCUCGCCGGCUCACCCGCCGUGGGACCAGCUCUGCAGCCUCGGGAGCCUCUCAGCUACUCACGUCUGCAGAGGAAGAGCCUGGCGGUGGACUUUGUGGUGCCCUCGCUUUUCCGUGUCUAUGCUCGGGACCUGCUGCUGCCGCCUUCGUCCUUCUUGGAGCCGAGGGCCAGACGGCCUGAGGCACGCGGCUCCUUGGCUCUCGACUGCGCCCCACUACUUAGGCUGGUAGGGCAACCGCCCGGGGUCUCCUGGACGGAAGGCUCCAGCUCGCCAGCCCCUGCCCAGGCACGGACGCUGACCAGGGUGCUGAAGGGCGGCUCGGUUCGCAAGCUCCGGCGCGCCAAGCAGCUGGUACUGGAGCUGGGAGAGGAGGCGAUCCUUGAGGGCUGUGUCGGGCCCCCAGAGGAGGUGAUUGCGGGACUGCUCCAGUUCAACCUCAGCGAGCUGUUCAGCUGGUGGAUUCACCACGGCGAAGGGCGGUUGAGGAUCCGCCUGAUGCCAGAGAAGAAGGCUUCGGAAGUGGGCAGAGAGGGAAGGCUGUCCGCGGCGAUCCGUGCCUCCCAGCCCCGGCUUCUCUUCCAGAUCUUGGGGAUCGGUCACAGCUCCUCGGAGUCUCCGACAAACCUGCCUUCUCCUCCUCCUGAUCCUUUUGUAUGGAAUCUGACCUGGAUAAUGAAAGAUUCCUUCCCUUUCCUGUCUCAUCGCAGUCGAUACGGUCUGGAGUGCAGCUUUGACUUCCCCUGUGAGCUGGAGUACUCCCCACCACUCCACGACCUCCGGAACCAGAGCUGGUCCUGGCGUCGAGUCCCCUCUGAGGAGGCCUCCCAGAUGGACCUGUUGGACGGGCCUGAGACAGAGCACUCCAAGGAGAUGCCCAGAGGCUCCUUCCUGCUCCUCAACACCUCAGCAAACUCCAAGCACACCAUCCUGAGCCCAUGGAUGAGGAGCAGCAGCGAGCACUGCAGCCUGGCUGUCUCAGUGCACAGGCAUCUGCAGCCUUCUGGGAGGUAUGUCGCCCAGCUACUGCCCCACAACGAGGCUGGAAGAGAGAUCCUUCUGGUACCCACUCCGGGAAAGCAUGGUUGGACAGUGCUUCAGGGAAGAAUUGGGCGACCAGAGAACCCAUUCCGAGUGGCCCUGGAAUACAUCUCUAGUGGAAACCGAAGCUUGUCUGCAGUGGACUUCUUUGCCCUGAAGAACUGCAGUGAAGGAACAUCCCCGGGCUCCAAGAUGGCCUUGGAGAGUUCCUUCACCUGCUGGAAUGGGACAGUCCUCCAGCUCGGGCAGGCCUGCGACUUCCACCGGGACUGCGCCCAGGGAGAAGACGAGGGCCAGCUGUGCAGUAAACUCCCUGCUGGGUUUUACUGCAACUUCGAAGAUGGCUUCUGUGGCUGGACCCAGGGCACGCUCGCACCCCACACCUCCCGGUGGCAGGUCAGGACCCUGAAGGAUGCCCGGGUCCAGGACCACCAAGGCCAUGCUCUGUUGCUCAGCACUACUGAUGUCCCUACUUCUGAAAGUGCUACAGUGACCAGCACUACGUUUCCCGCCCCGAUGAAGAACUCUCCAUGUGAGCUCCGAAUGUCCUGGCUCAUCCGUGGAGUCUUGCAGGGAAACGUCUCCUUGGUCCUGGUGGAGAACAAAACUGGGAAGGAACAAAGUAGAAUGGUCUGGCAUGUUGCCACUAAUGAAGGCUUGAGCCUGUGGCAGUGGACAGUGCUGCCUCUUCUCGAUGUGGCUGACAGGUUCUGGCUGCAGAUUGUUGCGUGGUGGGGGCAAGGAUCCAGAGCGACCGUGGCUUUUGACAAUAUCUCCAUCAGCCUGGACUGCUACCUCACCAUCAGUGGGGAGGACAAGGUGUCACAGGAUACAGCACCCAAAUCGAGAAAUCUGUUUGAGAGAAACCCAAACAAGGAGCCGAAACCCUGGGAAAAUACACCAAGAGAGACCCCCAUCUUUGACCCUACAGUUCACUGGCUGUUCACCACGUGCGGGGCCAGUGGGCCCCAUGGCCCCACACAGGCCCAGUGUAACAACGCCUACCGGAAUUCCAACCUGAGCGUGGUAGUGGGAAGCGAGGGGCCCCUGAAGGGCAUCCAGACCUGGAAGGUGCCAGUCACCGACACCUACAGCAUCUCGGGCUACGGAGCUGCUGGCGGGAAAGGCGGGAAGAACACCAUGAUGCGGUCCCACGGUGUGUCUGUGCUGGGCAUCUUCAACCUGGAGAAGGGUGACACGCUGUAUAUCCUGGUCGGACAACAGGGGGAAGACGCCUGUCCCAGCACAAACCGGUUAAUCCAGAAAGUCUGCAUUGGAGAGAACAACGUGAUAGAAGAAGAAAUCCGCAUGAACAGGAGUGUGCAUGAGUGGGCAGGAGGGGGCGGAGGAGGGGGCGGAGCCACCUACGUAUUUAAGAUGAAGGAUGGCGUUCCAGUGCCCCUGAUCAUUGCAGCUGGCGGUGGCGGCAGGGCCUACGGGGCCAAGACAGACACAUUCCACCCAGAGAGACUGGAAAAUAACUCCUCGGUUCUGGGGCUGAAUGGCAAUUCCGGAGCCGCAGGUGGUGGAGGUGGCUGGAAUGAUAACACUUCCUUGCUCUGGUCUGGAAAAUCUUUGCUGGAGGGUGCCACCGGAGGACAUUCCUGCCCCCAGGCCAUGAAGAAGUGGGGGUGGGAGACAAGAGGGGGUUUCGGAGGGGGUGGAGGGGGGUGCUCCUCAGGUGGAGGAGGCGGAGGAUAUAUAGGCGGCAACGCGGCCUCAAACAAUGACCCCGAGAUGGACGGGGAGGACGGGGUUUCCUUCAUCAGUCCACUGGGCAUCCUGUACACCCCAGCUUUAAAAGUGAUGGAGGGCCAUGGGGAAGUGAAUAUUAAGCAUUACCUAAACUGCAGCCACUGUGAGGUAGAUGAGUGCCACAUGGACCCCGAGAGCCACAAGGUCAUCUGCUUCUGUGACCAUGGGACAGUGCUGGCUGAGGAUGGCGUCUCCUGCAUUGUGUCCCCCACACCUGAGCCCCACCUGCCGCUCUCGCUGGUCCUGUCUGUCGUGACCUCAGCCCUUGUGGCGGCCCUGGUCUUGGCUUUCUCCGGCAUCAUGAUUGUGUACCGCCGGAAGCACCAGGAGCUGCGAGCCAUGCAGAUGGAGCUUCAGAGCCCUGAGUACAAGCUAAGCAAGCUUUGCACCUCCACCAUCAUGACUGACUACAACCCCAACUACUGCUUUGCCGGCAAGACCUCCUCCAUCAGUGACCUGAAGGAGGUGCCUCGGAAGAACAUCACCCUCAUCCGGGGUCUGGGCCAUGGUGCGUUUGGGGAGGUGUAUGAAGGUCAGGUGUCUGGAGUGCCCAGUGACCCAAGCCCCCUGCAAGUAGCUGUAAAGACGCUGCCUGAGGUGUGUUCUGAACAGGAUGAACUGGAUUUCCUCAUGGAAGCCUUGAUUAUCAGCAAAUUCAACCACCAGAACAUCGUGCGCUGUAUUGGGGUGAGUCUGCAAGCCCUGCCCCGAUUUAUCCUGCUGGAGCUCAUGGCGGGAGGAGACCUCAAGUCCUUCCUCCGGGAGACCCGUCCUCGCCCGAACCAGCCCUCCUCCCUGGCCAUGCUGGACCUUCUGCACGUGGCUCGGGACAUCGCCUGUGGCUGUCAGUAUUUGGAGGAAAAUCACUUCAUCCACCGGGACAUUGCUGCCAGGAACUGCCUCUUGACGUGUCCAGGCCCUGGCCGAGUGGCCAAGAUCGGAGACUUUGGAAUGGCCCGAGACAUCUACAGAGCGAGCUACUACCGAAAGGGAGGCUGUGCGAUGCUGCCGGUCAAAUGGAUGCCUCCAGAAGCCUUCAUGGAAGGAAUAUUUACUUCUAAAACAGACACGUGGUCCUUUGGAGUGCUGCUGUGGGAAAUAUUUUCUCUUGGAUACAUGCCAUACCCUAGCAAAAGCAACCAGGAAGUUCUGGAGUUCGUCACCAGCGGAGGACGGAUGGACCCACCUAAGAACUGUCCUGGGCCCGUAUACCGGAUAAUGACCCAGUGCUGGCAACAUCAGCCUGAAGAUAGGCCCAACUUUGCCAUAAUUUUGGAGAGGAUUGAAUACUGCACCCAGGACCCAGACGUGAUCAACACCGCUUUGCCCAUAGAGUAUGGCCCACUCGUGGAGGAGGAAGAAAAGGUGCCCAUGAGGCCCCAAGACCCGGAGGGUAUUCCUCCUCUCCUAGUCUCCCCUCCACAAGCUAAACGGGAGGAAGGGCAGGAUCCAGCUGCCCCGCCCCCUCUGCCUUCCACCUCCUCCGGCAAAGCCUCCAAGAAACCCACGGCCGCGGAGCUCUCUGUUCGCGUCACCAGAGGGCCCGCCGUGGAAGGGGGACACGUUAAUAUGGCGUUCUCUCAGUCCAACCCGCCAUCAGAGCUACACAAAGUCCAGGGAUCCAGAAACAAACCCACCAGCCUAUGGAACCCAACUUAUGGCUCAUGGUUUACAGAGAAACCCACCAAAAAGAACAAUCCUCCGGCAAAGAAGGAGCACCAUGAGAGAGGAAACCUGGGACGUGAGGGAAGCUGUACCGUCCCACCGAACGUUGCAACUGGCAGACUUCCGGGCGCCUCUCUGCUCCUAGAACCGUCCUCGCUGACUGCCAACAUGAAGGAAGUGCCUCUGUUCAGGCUACGUCACUUCCCGUGUGGAAAUGUCAACUAUGGCUACCAGCAACAGGGCUUACCUUUAGAGGCCACCACUGCCCCUGGAACCAGUCAUUACGAGGACACCAUUCUGAAAAACCAGCCUGGGCCCUGAGCCCACUGGCACUCAUUUAUCUUCCUUGGGAACCCUGAGCCCGUGGAGGAGGGACAGGAAAUGGCUCCCCCACAACCAGAGACCAAACGUCGCUUUUCAUUUUGUGCCAAGUUGUUUUGAAGUGCCACAGAAACAGCUGUAUUUUCAAAAUGCUUUAGGAAAAGGUUUCGAGCAUGGGUUCAUCUCAUUCUUUCAAAAGAAGAAAAAUAUCACAAAGACAAGCGAGAAACACAAGGCCCCGACUUGGGGGCGUUUGAUGUACGCUGCCUCCUGCUUCUCUCAAACUGUGUGUGCUCUGCCUCGGUGCAGUCAGAAUUCGCUGCUUAUGUGUCUCAUAGUCGGAGUCGUGGGUGGCUCCUUACCUUGCUGAUGUGGACCGGGACCACUUGAAGAGGGGGGAGGGAACAGAAAUAAAGGAGGUGCUUGUAAUGGGCUGGCACGGGGAAAGACAUUCAUUCUUUACCGGGCGAGGAAAAAUCAGAGACAACUAACCGAAAUGUCCCUUUAGAUGAUGUCCGGAUGCUUUCGAUUGCGCUGAUUCAACGAUGAUUGUAAAAACAUGAAUCGUUACGGUACCAUAAAGAAAAUGUGAAUACACUCGUGUGAAUGAAAAGCAGAUACUCAGCGUACUUUGAAUAUGAUACAAAACACCGUACGUACAGAUCCAGAGAUUCAAACAUCCUGCUAAUAUACCUCAUGCCUUAAGAAAACCCUCCUACUAAAAAGGGGAAAACUGAGUGUGAGGAUUCCUACUGGAUUGAAAACUCAAGAUUUGCAUUAUCACUUACUUAAUUUAAAACUUUCCACUAAUUAAAAUAAACUCUGAUCCUUUAAAAGCAAAACUCUUAAGCAGCAGUGAUACAUUGAAGCAUAGAAACCCAUCCCUUCACGGGCCUAGGUAUCAAUACAUCCCCGGCCAAAACCUUCCAACAGUUUCCAUCAUGAAAGUUACCACGCUGACGUGUCCACCUGCAAGUGACAGGCGGGUCACUGGAGUAACAGGCCGUCAGUGGUCCUGAGGAGGGGUGCAGUGUCCUUCCUUCCAGUUCACCUACGUUCAUCCCCCUGCAUCAUGUGAUCCCAGUGGACGAGGGGACACACAUCUGCUCAAACAUACAUAGCAUCGUUUGUCUAGCUACCAAAUGCAGACCGAAACACAGAAUUCUUCUUCUGGGGGGCAGAGAGGAGAGGGGCUACAGGGCAGUGGCGUGCAGAGACUGACACUGGCAUGUUGUCGUGGGGGCUCUGAACUUGUUUUUCACACAUUACGUUUAUUUCCAUGAAAACGAACUGGGGACCAGUUGAAUUUGACACACACACACACCUACGCAACAAGGCUUUACCAGUGAAUUUUCACGUCGUUCUUUCUUUCUGCUGCUCCUCCGGCCCUUUGCUCAGCUUCUUUCCUGGCGGUAGCUGUGCCAAAGCAUUGCUUCGGGAGGAGAGCAUUUUCCAUUCCUUGCUAGGCUCUGAGCAUUCCCGAGCAAAAGGACUGUAUGUACAUAUCCGCCUUUUCCCCCACCGCCCCACUUUCGCCUACAUCACAAGUAUCACUUUGGAUGUGGGAAAGCCAUUCUGUUCUAGGCCAACGCUGGACAAGUGUCCAUUCUUUCUAUGGCAGAUGCCUUGCCCUAGUCAGUGGUUCUGCACAUCUGAUACCCUCACCACCACUUUUUCUUUAUCUUCACUGCCAAAAACAAUCAGUACAGUUCUGGCUCAUGCCAGGUACAAAAGUAAACAGUCCAAUUAUGUAAACAUUAAUCUAACUCAUAAACCACCUAAAGGGGCCCAAGAGUGAUACUUUGAGACGCAGUCUCCUAAAGGAUAAUGACAGGGGAGCUGACAAGAACUGCGAAGAACGAUUUCAUUUUAGAUCUGUAACACCAGUAACCAGUUAAACAGGGAGCAUGCUACAUGGCUAAACAGCCAACUCUUUAUUGUCAUUAAUGGUGGGGGGGAGGGGAGGGGGGCGGAAACUGUAUCCCUGUCUCUUCUUAAAAACUAUAAAUCCAUUACAUUUUCAGGUUGUGCCUUACUACCACUGAGUUUGAUUUGCUGAUUCUAAUUGUCUUCAUUGGUAUCAAUUUUCAUGUAAAUGAUAGUCAAGUCUUAAAAGCCUGUAUACGUGGAUAAGUAAAUAAACACCUCCACACUGA
Felis catus (domestic cat) is the source of this 10217-nucleotide messenger RNA. RefSeq names its product ALK receptor tyrosine kinase (gene ALK). The transcript is spliced from 29 exons. The coding region runs from base 3184 to 8061 and encodes 1625 amino acids. Gene Ontology annotation, molecular function: ATP binding; protein binding; transmembrane receptor protein tyrosine kinase activity. Gene Ontology annotation, biological process: regulation of neuron differentiation; protein phosphorylation; cell surface receptor protein tyrosine kinase signaling pathway. Lineage: Eukaryota; Metazoa; Chordata; Mammalia; Carnivora; Felidae. Gene Ontology annotation, cellular component: membrane; signaling receptor complex. The record is from RefSeq and is a predicted model, not a curated record.